This is a messenger RNA of Morchella importuna, 2790 nucleotides long. RefSeq lists its product as uncharacterized. The transcript has 6 exons. Gene Ontology annotation, molecular function: zinc ion binding; DNA-binding transcription factor activity, RNA polymerase II-specific; DNA binding. The coding region runs from base 1 to 2790 and encodes 929 amino acids. NCBI's taxonomy places the organism in Eukaryota, Fungi, Ascomycota, Pezizomycetes, Pezizales, Morchellaceae. The record is from RefSeq and is a predicted model, not a curated record. Gene Ontology annotation, biological process: regulation of DNA-templated transcription; DNA-templated transcription.
AUGCCGCCCAAACGCCAGUCGUCCGCAUCGUCUACAAACUCCACCACAGCUGCCCCUGGCGCUGGAUCAUCCGGUGAUUUCUACGCAGCAGAUGAGUUCACGAGGACAGUAAAGAAGCGAUUGGCAACCGCUACAAGAACAGGUCAAGCCUGCGACCGCUGCAAGGUCCGCAAAAUACGAUGUGACGGAUUACCAGGAGGAUGUUCGCCAUGCAUGCAAAAUCGUACUGAGUGUAAAACCACGGAUCGAAUUUCCCAAAAGGCUGUACCACGGGGUUAUCUGGAAGCUUUGGAAGCUAAAUGUGCGCUACUUGAGCAAAAGAAUAAGGACAUGGAGGAUACGCUGGCGAGGAUGGGAAUGGAAAAUAGGAAUAACGGUUAUCAACCUCGAAAUAAUAACCCAAACCCGGACUGGGCUUUAAAUGGGAGUCGGCCUGUGGUCAAUGACCGAUGGGGGAACGGUCGGAAGGACUUUCAGGCAACGCCCACGGCCUAUUCUUCCCCUAGCACUGGAUGCUGCACUGCUACAACGAACGAUAGGCUCUGCAAUUCCAUAAGGACAGCAAGUUUUCGACCAGGAAGCACUAGCUCACACUAUCUUGGAAUAUCUUCUGGGUCUUCGUACCUGAGCUCUAUUAAAGCAUCUGCCCUAUCGCUUCUUGGUAUCGACAUUGAUCUAUCAGAUUUAGACCCCAACGAGCCGAAUCAUCCUUCGAAUGCCAAUGAUGAAACGUUCAGCAGCUGUCUAUCGACUAUCUUCAAUGUCAAUCCAAAUGUUCCCAAGGUCGAAUUGCCCCUUAAGGAAAAGGCAUACGAAUAUGUGAAUUGGUUCUUUGCGGUCUCUCAUCCUUAUCUUCCUAUUCUCCACCAACCAACAUUUAUGAAAAUGCUAGAAAGAAUAUAUACAGACAAGACUUACGAACCUAGCCCUGCUCAGAUUGUAAUGGUUCACAUGAUUUUUGCAAUUGUGGAUUUCCAAAACGCAUCACAGGACCGCAUGGUCAAUCGCGGUCACAAUACAACGUUAUCAACCGAAACAAUGCAACGUUCACGGAUGCACUAUCAUUACGCGCUUUCCUUUUUUUACGGGCUUUUAAAUACCUCUGGCCUGGAGGAUCUUCAAGCCAUUGGCUUGAUUUUGCAGCACAUUAGGGGGUUUCCAAAGCCUGGUGGAAGCUGGCUUCUAUCCCGAAUUGCUAUCUCCAUGUGUUUCGAGCUUGGUCUCCACCGUUCACCCAAGAAGUGGGCAUACUCAGGGUCGACGAAUCCAAUCGAUAUAGAGCUCCGGAAGCGUGUGUUUUGGUCUAUCCUCACACUGGAGGUCUCGUUGAGCGCCAGACUAGGCAGGCCAAUGAGUAUCAGGGAAACCGAUUUUGAUGUGGAAUAUCCGGAGAGGCUUGAUGACGAGUUUAUCACAGAAACCGGAUAUGUCAAGCGCGAGGACGGCAAUGAAGACUGCGCAUUUGAUGUUUCUAUUGAAAUGUUCAAGUUUACAUCUCUUUACAUCGAGAUGCUUGGUACACUAUAUGCGCCUGCGAGACCUUCAAGAGAGAAAUAUGUUUCUUUGGUUGAAGAGCUUGAAGGAAAACUUAUAAAAUGGAAGGAACAAGCCCCCAAAAGCUUGAGCCUUGAUUCUCCAAAGCCAGAGAAGCGCUUUCAGGCAGCCCAUCUACAUUCAUGGUUUCAUGAAUGCCGAAUUCUUAUGCGUCAUCCUUCAUUGAGCCUUUCGCCGUCCCCAUCGUUUACCAAUGACUGUAUUCGUAUUUGUGUUGAUUCGUCCCGACAAAUCCUGCAUCUAACCGACGAGCUGCGCAAGGGUAGCCACUACCUUGACACUACAUGGUCUGGUGCUACCAUACAGUUAUUGGCAACAUUGACAAUUUUGUUUUCUGUAUGGGAGAAGAGGGAUACUGUAACUCCAGAUGAAGUUGUCCAAGUCAAAACCGAUAUGGAUCUUUGCAUGGACAUUAUGGGUGAUGUCGGAAGUUUGCUUGGUUCGCCGAACAAGCUCAGAGAAGUUGUGCAAGUCUUGACGCACGGUACAAUGGAGCUGCUUAAUCGAAAGAGGGGUGAACAGGAUCAGCGGGCACAGCCAGCUUCACGCGGUAGCCACAAUUCUCCAUAUCCACCAUUCACUGCCGGUCCUCCCCCUCCAGGAUUUGUCCCAUCAUCUACCGGCGCAUCAAAGAUGCCUCCAACUUCACACAUUACAUCCGAUCAAUAUCCUGCGGUUUACAACGCAGUUCAUGACCUUCGAGGUGGGCAUAUCCCUAUAUUUACUGAUGCCGCGAAUAUGGGAUCACUGCCGGAAGACCAAAGUUUUGGUCAUGUCACUACAAUGGGACCAGCCCCAUAUAAUGGCUUUGCUCAGCCCCCAGUUACCUUUGCAUCAACGACCGAGCCCCCGACUGCGUCCGCCUUUGGUUGGUGGUCCGGCAACGAGUCAUGGCGGGAAUACGCACAAUGCAUAAGUACAAUGGCUGGAGAGUUGGAUCCAACGGAGACAUAUUCAGCUUCAGCGCUCAUUGCUUUAGGUCGGGACUGCGAUAACGGCAGUAUAUUGCGUCCUGAUGCAAGUUCACAUAAUGGGACGCCCAAUACUAGUGGUAUCAGUCUGGGAACAGUUAAUGCGACAGGCAGCCCAGGUGCAUCUAUCUCCACAUCACGUAAUCCUUAUCCCCCACAAGAGACCACCAGUGCCUCUUGGCCGAUACUAGCCGGGAGCUAUGGAUACGCAGACAGCUCAGCCCUGAGGGGAGUCGGUGGUGAUACUGGGAAUAAUGGGUCCUAA